CUUCAAAAAUUAGGGUUUGUUUAGUUGUAAAAUUAAAAAAAUAAAUAAAAUUAGAGAGUCUAAAUGAAUCCAACCCUGAAAGAAGCCAAAUCUUAACUGGUUGCCCAACUUAAUUUUAUUCUCUAUUACUGUCUUAAUAUACAAGCUAGCUAAUAAUGUUUUAUAAUCCAGCAACCAAUACUAGUAAUCAAGAAUUGUAUUAAUUCCCAUUUAAUUAAUUAAUUUGGGUACCCGUCUCUCUUUCUUGACUCAACUCAUCAAUGAUGCCAUUCCUUGUGUGAUUCAACGUGAAUAAUGCGUUUGAUCUUGGUGAAGAUUAGGCUAGAAUUAGCCGGCUUUUUCGCGCAAUUAUGGGGCAUAAUAAAGACGAAAACACAUGUAAUUAGCUAGGCAAACCAAGAUGCUAAUACAAACUAAGAUUUCAGUAAUCUCCAGAAUGCAGCCUUGGAUAUUACCCAAUCUUAAAGCUUGCAAUUGAGAAAUUAAGUUCAAAAUUCCAUCGUUAACAUCGUCCAGAAGUUGUUUGUUAAUGGAGUCUGUCAGGUUGAAAGCACGCCUCAGCGAAGAGUCCAAGGCAAGAACAAGAAAACAACAUGUGAACAAAGAAGUAGUUUUCAUCUUCGUAAUGACAAUUAAGAUCCUGUCAUGGUGACAGCUUAUAUCGUGAGAAUCAACCAAUCUCUUCAUUCCAAGCUAUAUAAACUCUGCAGCAGUAGCUGCUAGCCAUGACACAGAACCACCACUGCACCACGACAGCCAUAGAAGAAGAAGAAGAAGAAGAAGAUGACGACGGGGGCUAACUACACGUUCCUGCCACCGAACUUGAGGCCAGACGAUGUGAACCCGGAAUGGAUGAACAAGGGAGAUAAUGCAUGGCAGCUGAUGGCGGCAACCCUGGUCGGGCUGCAGAGCGUGCCGGGGCUGAUCAUCCUGUAUGGAGGGGCGGUGAAGAAGAAAUGGGCGGUGAACUCGGCUUUCAUGGCGCUCUAUGCGUUUGCCUGCGUGCUAGUUUGCUGGGUGGGGUGGGGCUAUAAGAUGUCCUUUGGGGACAAACUCGUUCCCUUCUGGGGCAAGGCCAGUGUGGCUCUGGACCAGAAGUACCUCCUUGAGAAGGCGUUCGUCGGCAACUUCCCUAACGCGACAAUGGUGUUCUUCCAGUUCGUGUUCGCAGCCAUCACCUUGAUUCUGAUCGCGGGAGCACUGCUGGGGCGGAUGAACUUCCAUGCCUGGAUGCUCUUUGUGCCUUUGUGGCUAACGUUUUCGUAUACUUUUGUAGCUUACGGCAUCUGGUGUCCCACCGGCUUUCUCUACAAGAUGGGAAUCAUCGAUUACUCGGGUGGUUAUGUCAUCCAUUUAUCUUCUGGAGUUGCUGGCUUCACAGCAGCCUAUUGGGUGGGUCCUCGGCUUACUAAGGACAGGGAGAGGUUUCCCCCAAACAACAUCAUCUUGAUGUUGGCAGGAGCAGGGCUGCUGUGGAUGGGGUGGACGGGGUUCAAUGGGGGAGACCCCUUUGCAGCCAACAUCGAUGCCUCCUUGGCAGUGUUGAACACGCAUAUCUGCGCCGCUACCAGCUUGCUAACCUGGAUCAUCCUCGAUGUCAUCUUCUUUCGCAAAGCUUCUGUGAUCGGUGCAGUGCAAGGCAUGAUCACCGGCCUAGUCUGCAUCACCCCUGCAGCCGGGGUUGUGCAAGGAUGGGCAGCCAUACUAAUGGGAGUUUUCUCGGGUUCGUUGCCGUGGUACACCAUGAUGGUGGUGCACAAGAAGUCGGAGCUCCUCCAGAAGGUCGAUGACACGAUGGCUGUCUUCCACACGCACGCGAUAGCAGGCAGCCUCGGGGGAAUCCUCACUGGCCUGUUUGCGCACCCGAGGCUCAGCUACUUGUUCUUCUCUGGCUACGGCCAGUAUGUUGGGUUGUUCUACGGCUUCCACAUGGGAGCAGUCAGCACCGGAUUCAGGCAAGUAGGGGUUCAGCUCAUCGGCAUCGCCUAUGUGAUCCUAGUGAAUGUCAUCUCCACGAGCUUGAUAUGCCUUCUGGUGCAACUGGUUGUGCCUCUGAGGAUGUCUGACGAGGACAUGGAGAUUGGGGACGAGGCUGCACAUGGGGAGGAGGCCUACGCCAUCUGGGGCCAGGGUGACAAGCUCGAGAACUCGAGGUACUCCACCUACAAUGACAUUGAGGUGCCACCCGUGAAGGGGCCUGGCCAUGUUGAGAUGAAGUGAUCAUUCAUGCAUCUCUGUCACAUUCACUUACAAUGGAAGCUGCUAAAGAUUGAUUCAUAUAUAUUCAUCAUGCCCUCGAUCUGCAUUGAUUCUGAAGCCUUGCUUCCAUCCAUCCUUCUUCUGUUCUAUCAUAUAUAUGUAUGCUGCUUGUUUUAGUGUCUUUCUGUUUGAAUCAAGUGUUUAAUUUCUAGUGUUUGGAUACGGCGAGAAACAUGAUGGUUCCCUUAGACAUGUAAUAAGAGCCUUCAUUGUAACUCUACUUUUGCUAAUUGAACCCCCAAGUAAAGUU
This is a messenger RNA of Diospyros lotus (date-plum), 2509 nucleotides long. Its product is annotated as ammonium transporter 2 member 5-like. Gene Ontology annotation, biological process: ammonium transmembrane transport. Lineage: Eukaryota; Viridiplantae; Streptophyta; Magnoliopsida; Ericales; Ebenaceae. Gene Ontology annotation, cellular component: plasma membrane. Gene Ontology annotation, molecular function: ammonium channel activity. Bases 784 to 2220 code for a protein of 478 amino acids. The transcript has 3 exons. The record is from RefSeq and is a predicted model, not a curated record.